AUGAAACCCAAGAAGAAAAAAGAGCAAUGGGAAAAGGUCGAGGAGGUGAGUGUUAGCUUGGAGGAGGAGAUGGAAGCGACAACGGAAGAGCCGGAAAAGAAGACGGAAAAGAUUCACACCGAUAAAAUAAAAGCGAGUUUGAAGGAUGCUCCAAAUGCGAAAUACUACUAUCCGCCGAAAGUUACGGUGCCCCUACCGUCGUGUUUCUACAAUCCCUCAGGUUACGUCUGCUGCAACUUGCACCUGAACAAUCUCAUUGAAGACACAUUUGAAAUGAUCAAGAAUGUGAAAAGCUACAGCGCUUGCAAUAUCGCACGAAUGGCUACCAUCAUUCAGGUACUUUAG
This is a messenger RNA of Cooperia oncophora, 345 nucleotides long. The record is from the annotation of a GenBank genome assembly. NCBI's taxonomy places the organism in Eukaryota, Metazoa, Nematoda, Chromadorea, Rhabditida, Trichostrongylidae.